AUGAUGGAGAGAUGAUAAAAAAGGAGCGGGGAGGGGUGAGGGGAAGGAGAUGAGGAAACACUUGCAAUGUGUAAGAAUAUAAAUGCUGGCGCAUGUAGCAUCCGUCAGACAAACAAGUAGCCUACCAACUUCAGCAUCACUCAAGAGUCACUGGACACAGCACCGACAAAACAAUUACCUGGGACAUGACUUCUACACACUGUAAGUCUGACGUCACACUAUUCUACCGUUCUACCUGGUCAAAUAAACUGGGUUGUGUUUUGUAUUUUAUCACUCACUCCCUUCUUGCUCUCCUCCUUCAUUCAGACCUCUCACUCCUCUCGGUGCUCGUGGUGAUGGCUGUUAACGGGAGUCCCGUGCCCAGCGCACCUGGUUGGACCUCUGGAGAGGAGCUCGCGGUAGAAUCGUUCUCCGGUGAACCGGGCGCGCCGCCGAUAUGGGAGAACGCGAUCAAGGUGAUCAAGCUGCUCGUUCAGGAAGUGAUCAACUUCCGAGACCAACAGUUUGUGGAGGAGUUUCAGAAGCCCGUGGAAGAGAUGUCAUCGUUCAUACAGUACCAGGUCCCUUCCAUCCCCACACACCUCUCCAAGACCCCCUGCUCCACCUCAAACUACAACAAGGAGGCAUGUCUGCAGAAGAUCAGUCAUGGUCUGCAGGUGUACCAUGUUCUUCUCCAGCACGUUAAGGCUGAAUACCCACAAUCCACCCUGCUCCCCUCUGUCAUGCACCAGACUACUGUCCUGAUAGGCCUGUUCAAAGAGAAGAUGAAGGCUGCUGAGGUAGUAGAGGACCUGUCUGCCAGUGAGAGGGAGCGUGUGCUGGGUGAGGUGUCUACAGGGACAGAGUGGGAGACGAAGACCAGCGUUCACGCCAUCCUUAGGGAACUACGUCACUUCCUGGUCGACACCAAGACAGCCCUCCGCGCAUGGGGAAGAGGGGCGAAGGCUGCCAGUAACCAUGACAUCACUAUGGUGGGCAGAGGUGUGUUAGAUCAGGCUUGGAGUAAAAACCUGCACUGAUGUCUUAUUCUCUGAAUCAGCUGUUUAUUUUUAUUUUUUGAAUGUAAUACUUGACUUCAAAACAAAGUUAUUUAUAUAUUUAUUCAUGUUUUUAUGGUUGAGAUGAAAAAUGUAUUGAAUUUAUUUAAUCUGAUUAAUUUAUUUGAUCUCGAGCAGCUUUGUGCCUCUUGUACCCAACUUUUGAGAAACUUGUUAUAAAAAAACAUAUUUAUAUAUUUUUAUAGCAAAUAGUGUUAUUUAUUUUCACACAAAUGGACUCAAUGUAUUUUUCUAAUGAUGACAUGUUGAUGGAUUUCAAGCACAGACUUAAAUGUAUCUCUAAGUGCCUUUACAGUACAUUAGUGACUACAUUGAUUGUGACUACUACUAGUUUGAUCGUUGUAGCCUUAAAUUGUCCAAUUAACAACCAACCAUAUUAGCAAACUUAUUUAAUUUCAAACUUCACAUUUCUCUAGUAUAGGCUACUUAUCGUAAUGAACGAUAUCAGCAAAAUGCCUGCGAUAAGUGAUCAGUAUGGUCGGUGUCGAUAAUUGUCAGUUCAUCGUCCCAGCUCUAACUGUGACAAAUGUUUUGGAUAUAAAGAGGAAUAAUAAAUGGUAUCUGAGAGAAUAGAGAAAUGUGUUGCUCCUAUGUUGUUCACCAAACAUUGUUUCAACAAGAUGGUUAUUCUCACAUGUGGUCAUCACAACAAAACAUUUCAAUUUCCACUUAUCGGUAGGUGUCAUUUGGUCAGCAAGACGCAUACAUUAAUUCAGACGACAAGAGUGUGUUGACUCAAUGACAAUCGGCAAAUGUCAUUACACUUUUUGGUAUUUUUUAACAGAUGCCUUUUUCCAUUCAUCAAACGGCAUGAGUGCAUGGAAUUAUUUGAGUGGACGAACAUGCGAAGGUAGCCUAUUUUAAGAUAUUUGUUUGACAGUAGCUAGGUUUCCAUCCAACUGGAGAGAUUUCAUUUUCCCACCAGUGGUGUUUUUCACUUAAGU
Salvelinus sp. IW2-2015 is the source of this 2002-nucleotide messenger RNA. Lineage: Eukaryota; Metazoa; Chordata; Actinopteri; Salmoniformes; Salmonidae. The record is from RefSeq and is a predicted model, not a curated record.